GAUGGCGGCCACCAAUGUCCCACUCUCCACCCAGAGUAGGGUCCUCGGUUGUCUGGUCGGUCUAGCGGUGGGUGAUACUAUUGGUAUACCGGUUGAGUUCAUGCCUCCCGGGUCCUUUCCCCCGGUCACCGGUAUGACGGGUGGUGGGCGGUACAACCUGUCGCCAGGACAGUGGACCGAUGACACCAGUAUGUGCCUGUGCCUAGCCGAGAGCCUCAUCGAGUGUAACUGGUUCAAUCCGGUAGACCAGUUGAAGAGGUACCAACGAUGGUACCAGGACGGCCACUUGUCUUCAACCGGUGAGUGUUUUGACAUUGGUAAGACGGUACGUACAGCGCUAAACAAGUUCACUGGGUCUGAGGAGUUCCCUGGGUCAGUCGGUCCUAGAGCAGCAGGUAACGGCUGCCUAAUGAGACUAGGACCUGUUCCUUGUGCUUUUAAGAACUGUCACUCACUGGCCCUCCGAUAUAGCGCUGACUCAGCAAGAACUACUCAUGGACCACCUGCCGCUACUGAUACAUGCAUAUAUUUCGCUGGUCUAUUGCUGGGUUGUUUUGAAGGAAAGUCAAAGGAAGAAUUAUUAGCUGAUAAAUAUAGUCCAAUACCUGAUUACUGGUUGAAUAAUACAAUGGUACCAGAACUUGCUGAGGUUGUGGGCGGGUCUUAUAAGAGAAAGUCUCCGCCCGAUAUAAAGGGGAGUGGCUAUAUCAUUGAUAGUCUUGAAGCAGUGCUGUGGGCAUUCUAUCAUACUGAUAAUUUUAAAGAUGGGUGUCUAAAAGCAGUUAACUUGGGAGAUGAUGCUGAUACUGUUGGUGCCAUAUUUGGUCAAUUGGGCGGAGCUUAUUACGGGAUAGAAUCAAUACCAUCAGAAUGGAAGGAAUGCGUUUCAUUUUUAAAAUUAAUUGAAUUAUUUAGCGAAGAAAUUAAUAAUUUAGAACCAAAAGAACAAUCUGGACUUGUCCCAUUUUCAGAGUUAUCUGAAAAGUACCGAAAUGUUAAAAUUAAUUUUUACGAUGUUUUGGAGAGAAGAACUCAUGAGACAUUGUACAGGUUCUCCCAACCUUGUCCAAAGCAAUACACAGAUUUAAGUCAGUUUGAUGAAGAAGUUGAAAGGAUUAAAUCUGAAGUCCAAGGGGCACUGUCUGCUGAUGAAGACAAUUUAUUUAUUUUAAAAGACUUUGAAAGUCUAUGGAGCAGUUACAGAAGCAAAUUACAAGGAAGACUAUCAAGAAAGAAGAUAUAAGCUUUAAUAUUUUACCUUUUUGUAUGGAUUUUCCUCCUCUGAAAUUCAAAUGAUUGUUACCUUCUCUCUGAAGUAGUGAAGUAGACCAUA
Molecule: messenger RNA, 1333 nt
Organism: Amphimedon queenslandica
Lineage: Eukaryota; Metazoa; Porifera; Demospongiae; Haplosclerida; Niphatidae
Product: ADP-ribosyl-[dinitrogen reductase] glycohydrolase-like
Exons: 7
Coding region: 2-1243 (413 amino acids)
Source: RefSeq, a predicted model, not a curated record